This is a messenger RNA of Alosa sapidissima (American shad), 4373 nucleotides long. Its product is annotated as flocculation protein FLO11-like. Gene Ontology annotation, biological process: proton motive force-driven ATP synthesis. The transcript has 6 exons. Lineage: Eukaryota; Metazoa; Chordata; Actinopteri; Clupeiformes; Clupeidae. Gene Ontology annotation, molecular function: proton transmembrane transporter activity. The record is from RefSeq and is a predicted model, not a curated record. The coding region runs from base 588 to 4025 and encodes 1145 amino acids.
GCCUUUGAGACUCGGUCACUGCCUGGUGGUUUCCGUCCAACUUCUUUCGUUGACCAUUAGAAGAAUAACUUAUGAGUAGAAAACCGAAUCUAUUCGCCAGGGGAGUAGGCUACCUCCGGAUUCGCAGAGUACCCUGGCGUUACAAUGCUUGAAAAUAAUUAAAAACCCAUUUCAGUCAACCUAACUAAAUUGCAGGCUACCGCGAAUCCGUACUUACAAAUCUGGCAUACACAUUAGAGGCGUUUUCAUGAUUGGUGUGACCGUAGUACACGAUACGCGCUAGAAUCUUGGGUCGUGACGGCCCAAGUUUGGAUUACACAACUUAUUUAUUAGAAUGCACUGAUUGAAGCGCGCCUUUUCUCAAGCCACAUUUAAGUGAUUUCGUUUUAAAAAUGCGAAGAAUUUGGGUGGAAACCCUGCUGUCACGGCCCCUGCUGUACACACAGACACUUGAAUACCUCUACCUCUUGUAGGUUAUAAGCAGUCUAGUUCACGAGCUGAUUUUAGCAGCUCACGUCACUGCAAGAGCCCUUAAAGGUCCGUAUGGCGUGUCAAAACAAGACCUGCGACAGUCCAAUGGGACAGCUAUGACUUUAGUUAGCAAGCCAUUCCAGGUGAAUCUGUGUACCAACUGGAGGACCAUACCAGCUGUGGCCUACAGCUCCAAGUUGGGAGACCCCAAGAGGGCACCCAGGAAAACACACAUCAAGAAGGCCAAGCCCAAACCCAAACUGGACGUUGCCCAGCUGCUGAUUUCGCUCGGCAUGAGGCCUCUUGCCCAACCCUCCUCUGCUGCCCCUGAUGCCCCCAGACACACCAAACCAGCUGCAAGGGCUGCUGGAACUGGUCCAUUUGUGUCCGCAUCGGCUCCGCCCCCUAUACCUGCCACUCCUCCGCCUCCUCCUGAGACACUGACCUCAGCAGUAGCUCCUCCACCUCCUGAGACACUGACCUCAGCAGUAGAUCCUCCCCCUCCUGAGACACUGACCUCAGCAGUAGCUCCGCCCCCCCCUGAGACACCGACCUCAGCAUUAGCUCCGCCCCCUCCUGAGAGACCGACCACAACAGUGGACUCAGCCGCCCCUCUGGUCACUGCCACCCUGCAGACAGAACCAAGGACCAGUCCUCCAGCAUCAGCUGCCUCCCCUCAAACAGAACCAAGGACCAGUCCUCCAGCAUCAGCUGCCUCCCCUCAAACAGAACCAAAUGCCAGUCUUACACUGGGCAUUGCCACCCUGCAGACAGAACCAAAAGCAAGUGCUGCACUGGAGUUCACUACAGAGGCUUUCUCUGCCAGAGUUGUUGCCCCAUCAAACCCCAUUGAGCAAACUGAUGCUGAAUCUGCAGCCUCAGGUGAGUUUGCCUCUCAGGGGUCUGCAGCUGCCCCAAGUCUCACUGAGCUAGAGGCUGUUAUCCCAUCAGGAUCCCCCUCAGAACCCCCUCUUACGUCUGCUGUGGACUCUAGUGCCUUUUCAGAACCCCCUUCUGCAUCUGUUGUGGACUCUAGUGCCCUUUCAGAACCCACUCCUGUGUCUGCUGUAGACUCCAGUGCCCCUUCAGAACCAUGUCCUGCAUCUGCCGUUGACUCUGAUGCCCCUUCUGAACCUCCUCCUGCAUCUGCAGUGGACUCUAGUGCCUUUUCAGAACCCCCUUCUACAUCUGCUGUAGACUCUAGUGCCCCUUCAGAUACCUCUCUUGCGUCUGCGGUGGAUUCUAGUGCCGCCUCAGAACCUGCUUCUGCAUCUGUGGUGAACUCUAGUGCCCCUCCAGAACUCCAUCCUACAUCUGCUGUGGACUCUAGUGCCCCUUCAGAACCCCCUUUUGUGUCUGCUGUGGACUCUAGUGUCCUUUCAGGGUCUGCACCUGUAGAUUCCUUCUCACAGGCUGUUUCUUCACAAAGGGCAGCAAAAUCAGUAACUGCCUCACAGAGGAAUGAGACAAGUGCUUCUCCUGGGUUAACAGAAACAGUCACUGCCCUGGAGGUGGUUGUGUCAGGUGUUUCUCCAGGGGUAACAGCAGAUCCUGAGGUGAUCAGUCAUGAGAGCACAGCCCAUCCAGUUGACCCUGUUUCUGCAGUGCCCACCUUGGAGAUCAAUGCUGCAGAGGCUCCUCUUGCCUUGGAGAGUUCAGAUCAACAUGGCACAGAUGCUCCCUCUGCUAGACCAGCCACCUCCGACAGCAGCAGUCUAGAACUUUCUACUGGUAGAGGUGGCACUGCAGUAGUGUCUUCAGAGCCAGCUGUGACUGCAUCUGAGGCAGGUUCACUCGAGGCUGAUGCCAUUACAGCAUUAGGCCGUGGGCCGGACCCCGAAAUUAUGCAGGAUGCUACAGUAGAGUUGCCCAUCACAGUAGCAGCUGCACAGGGUGGAGCCGCAUCCACCAUGGCCACAUCCGCUACCGCACCGCCAGCAGAAGCUGAAUCCACCAUGGAAAUAUCCGCUACCGCACCACCAGUAGAGGCUGAAACCUCCAUGACCACAUCCACUACCAUGCCAUCAGCAGAGGCUAAGACCUCCAUAGAAAUGUCCGGUAACGCGCCAUCAGCAGACGCUGAGAACUCCAUAGAAAUGUCCGCUACCAUGGGCACAUCCGCUGUUGCGCCAUCAGACUCCGAGGCUGAGUCCACCAUGGGCACAUCUGGUAUCGCACCCUCAGCAGAGUUGCUGCAGGACUCCGCUGUAUUAUUGGGAGAUAUAUCUAAAGAGGCAGCUGCAUUAUUCGAAGAUGUUGCCGUUCCUGAUCUCAUAAGUCAUGUCGAAGCCCUCUCCCUCCAUGAAGUGGCAUCAUUCUUGGAAACCGUCCCUACUCCUAAAGCCACAGCAGAAGAUGUUAGUCCAGCUUCCUCUGUGCCAUCUGUGGCUGUCAUGCCCUCAGAGCUUCCCAGUGAGCUUGAAAUCGUACCAUUUCUAGAAAGUUCCUCAGUGCCCGACUUGACUUCUCACGUGGAGGCUGUCUCACUCCUGGAUGUGGCAUCAUUCCUAGAGAAUGUGCCCGAGCCUCCUGCCGCCACAGCUUCAGAUGCUUCUGCAGAGCCAGUGGCAUCCCUAGAGGACGUAACAGUGCCUGACCUGAUGGCCUCUAUAGAAGCUGUCUCUCUGCUAGAAGUUGGAGCGUUUCUGGAGGACAUCUCUGCUCCUGAGGAAGCAAUUUCUACCCCGGGAGUCUCUUCACUGCUGGUAGAUACCAGUGACUCUUCACCCACAGCAGACAACAUCUCCCUGCUAGAGGUCAUCCCAGGGCUAGAAAAUGCCUCAGUUCCUGAUCUCACACCCCACCUGGAGGCUGUGUCUCUCCUAGAGGUUGCACAAUUUCUUGAAACCGUGCCCAAUACAGACACAACAGCAGCGAUUUGUGAAAAUGAAUCUCAAGGAGUCUCCACUGGUGAUGACCUAACAUCUCCCACAGCCGGGCAUCUAUUAGACUCCGCCUCCACACCAGCAACUGCAGGGACCUCCUCAGGACUCCUGGGUGCAGUUUGGGUGGAAUCUGUUGUCACCGAGACGCCAGACACUAUCACAGAUGAAUCUGCUGCCACCCAGACACCAGGUGACGUCACGUAUAAAUCUGCCGCCAUCCCGAUGCUAGACGGCAUCACAGAUGAAUCUGCCCCAGAGCCACUUCCAGACACUGCUCAGAGUCAGCCUUUAACAGAGUCUCCCAUGGAGACCCAGGAUGCCCUUGGAAAUGAUAAAACAGGGGCGCCCAGAGAGGAACUCUCACACACAGAGGCACCCACAGAGGAACUCUCACACACAGAGGCACCCACAGAGGAACUUGCACAGGAGAGUGCAGAGGCUUGUCUGGACCCGGUGCAGAGGCUGUUCCUGCAGAAGAUCAGAGAGUAUCAAACCCUCAGCCAGUCAGCAGAAGGCGUGCCGGAGGCGGGGUCUGAUGACGAUGAGUUCCAGCGUCGGCUGGCUGAGGAGGAGGCCAAACUGCAGCGGCUUUACGGAGGUUGUGACCUCACCGAGUUCCCAGAAUUCAACUUCCCCGAGCCCAGGCUGGAUGAAGCCUCCACUAAAUAAGGACCUGACCAUUCACUGCACAUGAUCAGUGUGUGUGUGUGUGCGUGUGUGUGUUUGUGUGAAGAUACCAGUGCCUCGAUCUGGUCUGUGAGGCUGUGUGUGUGUGUGUGUGUGUGAGAAAGAGAGAGAGAGAGAGAGAGAGAGAGAGAGCAAGGAUGUAUGUGUGGUACUGUGAUACCAGAGCCUCUGGUGUGUGAGACUUCACCAGCUCUAUAGCCUUUAUGUAAACUGGGUUUAGGAUUUUUGGAAAAAGGGAACAGUUUGCACACAGUUUGCACAUUUUAAUUUCAACACCCAGGCUCUUGUACGAUCUGAGGUUAAAAAAGAGAAAAUAAAAUAAAUAUUUUG